Molecule: messenger RNA, 306 nt
Organism: Trypanosoma theileri
Lineage: Eukaryota; Euglenozoa; Kinetoplastea; Trypanosomatida; Trypanosomatidae
Exons: 1
Coding region: 1-306 (101 amino acids)
Source: RefSeq, a predicted model, not a curated record
AUGAGAACUCACCAGCUUCGCUCUUUGUGCCCGGCGUCUGCCGGCAGUUCCCCUUUUUUGGCAUUUGGUUGGCCCCAACGCACUGCUAUUAUUUAUUUUUUCUUGCUUCUUGAUGAGUGUGAUGAUUUACAUUUCCGCAGGUCUCCAUGCGAGCUCACCGCAACGCAUUCACACAGAUUAUCGACAUGCUCUCCUAGCAGGGGUCGGGCGUACGGUCGUCAGGCGUCCCGCCCCUCAGGCCUGUGGUUUGCGUUAAGCCCCACCCUCAGCCCACACUGCCAAAUAGAAUGGCGCCGACCGUUGUGA